This is a messenger RNA of Hypoxylon trugodes, 1522 nucleotides long. RefSeq lists its product as uncharacterized. NCBI's taxonomy places the organism in Eukaryota, Fungi, Ascomycota, Sordariomycetes, Xylariales, Hypoxylaceae. The transcript has 4 exons. The record is from RefSeq and is a predicted model, not a curated record. Bases 444 to 1202 code for a protein of 252 amino acids.
GUUUUUCAACUUGUAAUUAUCAUCAUCGCCUUCUUAGAAUUCCAGUGCCUACAUUAAGUAAAUGUCGCUCUUUGACAAACAAUAUGGGCGUUCCUACCCACAUGACCCUAAUUCCCGAUGGAAUAAAUGAAAUUGCCCCUUUCCAAGCCACUUAAGCCACCAAUGUUUGCCAAAUAACGCAACAGCGGUAAUCAGACCAAUAGCGUGAUUCUUCAGUUGAAGGCUGCGGGAACAUUUCAAUUAUAAUAUGAAUAGAUUUAAAGGCACCGUAUCCCAUUAUUGAAUCUUUUGCAUGUCUCAUCGAGCUGGCCAUAGCUUUUCGAGAACAAAGACCUGAGAGGCAAACAUGUCAUAGGUAGCAUAUUCACUCGUUCUCAUUGGUUCAUCCGAUUUCGUAAAUACCAAGUCUGCUUAUUCGAGCGCAAACAACUUAUUCCUCAGAUAUGCUCUUAUCAGCUAUUUACGAGAAUGGCUUUUGGAAGGAAUUUAGUCAAUCAAAACAUACUGUUAUGAAGCGGGCUCACAGUAUAGCUACACGGAGCGGGAUAUCGAUUGACCAACCAGCAACAAAUGCGGACGGUGCGGCAAACAACCGGGCAACGUGUGAAGGGACGAAAGAAGCUUGCGAUACAGUCCGACGUAAUUCAGAAAGUGACCAAGGCCCACGAGUUCAGACCACAGACGUGAAUCGCACAGUGACGGCUCGACCCACGUAUGGUUCAGACUGUGUUGCCGGCAGUGCAUACUACGCAAACAGUCUUAGUACGCUUUUAAUCGCGAGUAGGCUAGCUGCUACUCAAAUACCGUUCUACGCCAUGCCGACUCGACGGCUGGUGCAGGAUCUUAUUGAUGCUACCAAAGAUCAUAUUUCCACCAUGUCGGGAAGAUACCGCGUCUCGCCUACCGACUUCGAUCUCCUGUAUCAGCUGUAUCAAGAAGAUACAUCCGCUAAGGGACUUUAUGAGUUCAUCAUAGAUCAUCCUAUUACCCAUGGCAUGGCGGGAAGAAUGCGUGCUAGACCGAUUGAUGUACUCGCGGCUAUGGUGGGAAAGACUGCGGAUGCUUGCCAGCUGGAGCUUAACACAGAAAUACAGCUGCACCAAGCUGCAGAGAAGCGAGCUGCGGAAGCUCGAGCAAAGGCGGAAAUGGAAGCUAGGCGUAAGAGAGAGGAAGCGGCGCGAAAGGAGCAGGAACGCGGAUAGGCGGAAAGUGCGUCGGAUCGCCAGGCCCCCUGAGAACCAUAGCAUAUGCUAGCCAAGUGGACGUCCUAGAUGGUGAAUGGAAAGGGCGUAAAGGAGGGCUUGCACAUAAUGGCGGGUGAAUCAUUGAUUAUUGAUUGCGAAUUGAUGGUCGUCGUGAUCUAUGGCGAAUGAAAAAAAUAAAUUCCUGGCAAGUUCCUUUAUGUGAUGCUGAAGAUAACUAUCAGCUACGUAAAGCUAGGCAGCUUGAUAAUGAGCCAUGCUAAACUUGACCCUUUAAACUACGUGAUAGGUCCUAGAACGACGGGUAUUACGGGGUUGGG